AAAAAAAAAAAAAAAAACCAUAGUAAAUGUGAGAAUCGAAAAGAAGGAUUUUCACAUUAAUCAGUAACAUACCCCUAGUUAUGUGUUUAGUUGGUAAUCCAAGUAUAUCCAUUUAAUUGUUACCUAUCACAACAGUAGGAAGAAGCAAAAGCGGUACGUCUAUUUAAUUCUUAAAAGACACCUAUAAAAAGAUUUGACAUAUAGAGAGAGUAACAAAGAAAGUAGAGAGGAAGAAGCAUUUCCUACUCUCUUUUCACUAUGGCUAAAGACGGUGGCUUUUCUUGUCUACGAAGAUCAGAGAUGAUCGGUAUAGGAAUCGGAGAACUUGAAUCUCCACCGUUAGAUUCUGAUCAGGUCCACGUUCUCGCCGUUGAUGACAGCCUCCUUGAUAGAAUCGUCAUCGAAAGAUUGCUUCGAAUCACAUCCUGCAAAGUCACGGCGGUUGAUAGCGGAUGGCGUGCUCUCGAAUUCUUAGGAUUGGACGACAAGAAAGCCGCCGUCGAAUUCGAUAGAUUGAAGGUUGAUUUGAUCAUCACUGAUUAUUGUAUGCCUGGAAUGACUGGAUACGAACUUUUGAAGAAGAUUAAGGAAUCGACAAGUUUUAAGGAAGUUCCUGUUGUAAUUAUGUCGUCGGAGAAUGUAAUCACUCGUAUCGACAGAUGUCUCGAAGAAGGUGCGGAGGAUUUUUUACUAAAACCGGUGAAGCUCGCCGACGUGAAACGUCUGAGGAAUUACUUGACUAAAGACGUUAAAGUUGCCGCCGACGGAAACAAACGGAAGCUCACUACUCCUCCUCCGCCGCCGCUCUCAUCCACAUCCUCGAUGGAAUCUUUGGACUCAACGGUGGAAUCGUCUCUAUCUUUGGUUGUUGACGAUGAUUCGUUGAUAAUGUCGCCGGAAUCUUCAACGUCGCCGGUGAACUCGCCGAUGAAACGGUUGGACAGUUAGAUUAGGAUGAUCUCCGUUACCUUUUUACUUUGAAGCAGUGUUCUAAAAAGCGGUCUAGGCGGUCGCCUAGGCCCCGACUAGGCACUAGGUUCUCAUGCGACGCCUAGAUA
Molecule: messenger RNA, 1058 nt
Organism: Arabidopsis lyrata subsp. lyrata
Lineage: Eukaryota; Viridiplantae; Streptophyta; Magnoliopsida; Brassicales; Brassicaceae
Product: two-component response regulator ARR3
Exons: 5
Coding region: 259-948 (229 amino acids)
Biological process (GO): cytokinin-activated signaling pathway; phosphorelay signal transduction system
Source: RefSeq, a predicted model, not a curated record